This is a messenger RNA of Gastrolobium bilobum, 1612 nucleotides long. Its product is annotated as 4-hydroxy-3-methylbut-2-enyl diphosphate reductase, chloroplastic. NCBI's taxonomy places the organism in Eukaryota, Viridiplantae, Streptophyta, Magnoliopsida, Fabales, Fabaceae. Gene Ontology annotation, biological process: dimethylallyl diphosphate biosynthetic process; isopentenyl diphosphate biosynthetic process, methylerythritol phosphate pathway. Bases 88 to 1473 code for a protein of 461 amino acids. Gene Ontology annotation, molecular function: metal ion binding; 4-hydroxy-3-methylbut-2-enyl diphosphate reductase activity. The transcript has 10 exons. The record is from RefSeq and is a predicted model, not a curated record.
ACGAAACUUGAGAAAAACACGGAACACGAGUUUCUAGUUUGCAGUGACAGUGUUGUGUGUUGUGUUGACGCACUCACUCUAUCUCCGAUGGCUAUCUCUAUGCAGCUAUGCCGUUUUCCUACAAUUCGCACCGACGUUGCCUUGCCGGAGAGUGUUAGUAGAAUCCGGUGCCGGAAACCCCUUUCCGUCCGGUGCUCCGCUGAAUCCGAUUCCUCUUCUUCCGUGUCUGUGGAUUCCGAUUUCGAUGCGAAGGUGUUCAGGAAGAACCUCACGAGGAGCAAGAAUUAUAACCGCAAAGGUUUUGGACACAAAGAGGAAACCCUCCAGCUCAUGAAUCGCGAGUACACCAGUGACAUCAUUAAGACUUUGAAGGAAAAUGAGUAUGAGUAUACAUGGGGUAAUGUCACGGUAAUGCUGGCUGAAGCCUAUGGCUUCUGUUGGGGAGUCGAGAGGGCUGUUCAAAUCGCUUAUGAAGCUAGAAAACAGUUUCCUGAUGAGACAUUGUGGCUUACCAAUGAAAUCAUCCACAAUCCAACUGUUAAUAAGCGGCUAGAGGAGAUGAAAGUGCAGAAUGUUCCUGUGGAGGAAGGGAAAAAACAAUUUGAUGUUGUCAACAAGGGUGAUGUAGUCAUAUUGCCUGCUUUUGGAGCAGCAGUGGAUGAGAUGUUGACUUUGAGUGAGAAAAAUGUUCAAAUUGUUGAUACAACUUGCCCAUGGGUUUCAAAGGUAUGGAAUACUGUUGAAAAGCACAAGAAAGGAGAUUAUACCUCCAUAAUUCACGGUAAAUAUGCCCAUGAGGAAACUGUAGCAACUGCAUCUUUUGCUGGAAAGUAUAUUAUUGUGAAGAAUAUGGCAGAGGCUGAAUAUGUUUGUGACUAUAUUCUUGGUGGGGAAUUUAAUGGAUCCAGUUCAACCAAAGAUGCAUUUUUAGAGAAAUUUAAAUUUGCAGUUUCUGAGGGUUUUGAUCCAGACAAUGACCUGAUAAAAUUAGGCAUUGCAAAUCAGACAACAAUGCUCAAGGGAGAGACUGAAGAGAUUGGGAAACUAGUGGAGAGGACUCUGAUGCGCAAAUUUGGCGUGGAAAACAUCAAUGAGCACUUCAUAAGCUUCAACACAAUUUGUGAUGCUACUCAGGAGCGACAAGAUGCUAUGUACAAGCUGGUGGAGAGAGAUAUGGAUCUUAUGUUAGUAGUUGGUGGAUGGAACUCAAGCAAUACAUCACAUCUGCAAGAGAUAGCUGAGGAACGUGGAAUUCCUUCUUACUGGAUUGACAGUGAGCAAAGAAUUGGUCCAGGAAACAGAAUCGCAUACAAGUUGAAUCAUGGCGAGCUGGUGGAGAAAGAGAACUGGCUGCCAAAGGGUCCUAUAACAAUUGGUGUAACAUCUGGUGCAUCUACACCUGACAAGGUUGUUGAAGAUGCGCUUAUCAAGGUGUUUGACUUGAAACGGGAAGAAGCAUUGCAACUCGCGUAAAGUAGGUCUGCAUAUAUACAUUGUCACUGUAUAAAUGAAAUAUGGGACUUGAAUCACAUGGUCUAUUACAGUCCCAUGUAUUGUAGAAUUUAUCAAUAACAAGCACAAUGUUAAAUGAGUUCUUACAAAUGUUGCCUGU